Molecule: messenger RNA, 1115 nt
Organism: Lathyrus oleraceus (garden pea)
Lineage: Eukaryota; Viridiplantae; Streptophyta; Magnoliopsida; Fabales; Fabaceae
Exons: 4
Coding region: 172-831 (219 amino acids)
Source: RefSeq, a predicted model, not a curated record
AAUAAAACAGAAAAACCUUAAAUUCUUGUCUUUUUUUAAUAAUUAUUUUUGUUUUUAAAAAUGUAUUAUUGUCCGUGUAUGAGUGCGCAUGCGUGCAUCAUUAGAUUCCUAGUUAGGAAUGUUUCAAGAUUACCACCGUUUCUAGGGUUCUACCCUUUGACUAAAGAUUAGAUGGGUCGCACUUUUCGAAAAUUGAAAGGCAUUGAAUUUGACCUUGAAAGUGGUGAGAACACAAGCGAAGAGGAUACAAGCAAUGAUGAGAGAGGUCCAAUGAAUGGUUUUCCUUGGUCAUGGAAUGGGGUUCUGAAUUUAGAUGGAUCAGAAAAGGGUAAAAGGGGAAUUGGAUCGUGUAGUAACUCUUCAAAUUCAGGUGUUUUUGUUGGUGUAGAUGGUUAUAAUUUAGAAUUGUUGGGGGAAAAUGGAAAACAGAAGAAUAAGUUUAGUAAUCCAAGAAAGCCUCAAAAGCCACCUUUGCCUCCUAAAGGUCCAUCUUUGCAUGCUGGUGAUCAAAGAUUUGUGAAGGAAUUAGCUGAACUUGCGUUGAGGAAGCGCGCAAGGGUUAAGAAAAUGAAUGCAGUUAAAAAGAUGAAUGCAGGAAAAUCACCUUCGACGUCAUCGUAUACAAAUCUUUCUGCCAUGGUUAUCACUAUUGUUUUCUUCCUCGUCAUUAUACUCCACGGAAUCAGAUCUGCUAGCAGUGCAGCAGUUGGGAUAACAGGUUCCCCUGAUACCACGGUUGUAGCAGACGAGAGUUUAAUUUCAAUUCAGUAUCCUGCAAACUUCAACUCCAGUGAUGGAAAUGGACCUGGUUCUCACUUCCCAAGUGUGUAGUAUACGGAAAAUCUAUGUUUGCAGGAAGGAUGAGGUGAGAAUUUUGAAGAUUCUUUUCCACUCAAUGCCGGUUGAUUAGGUUAUUUAUCAUUAAUUUGAUUUGUAUCUGUUUUUGUACAGCCAUUAGGAACCUUAAUUAGUUGUUAAGUUUGCCUGUACAGUGACUUGUUUGGCAAUGUUUUGAAAAAAGGACUUCUGCCUAUAGAUUGUUUUGUCUUUGCCGACUUAACAUGUCGAUGACAUUUUUUUCUCCAUCCAUUUUGGUGAUGAUGACAUUUUGCUGA